Aureobasidium namibiae CBS 147.97 is the source of this 306-nucleotide messenger RNA. RefSeq lists its product as uncharacterized. Lineage: Eukaryota; Fungi; Ascomycota; Dothideomycetes; Dothideales; Saccotheciaceae. The coding region runs from base 1 to 306 and encodes 101 amino acids. The record is from RefSeq and is a predicted model, not a curated record. The transcript has 2 exons.
AUGUCUGCAAACAACUUCACCGGUACCAACCCCUCGGGCGUCAACCACCCCACAACAAGUACACACACCACAGCAACUACCACCAGCGGCACCAAGGGCACUGAAGCUGGACAAGGUCUGAAGGGAGUGUUCGCAAAAGGCCACGGCAUUGGCGAGUCCAUCCGCGGCAACAUCAACUCGGCAAUUGACGGCUUCACUGGCGACAGUGCUUCUAUGGCAAAAAACGAACAGGUCGCACGUGGUGGUGAACAAGAGUUCCAGACUGGCGACUUUGUCAAGAAAGGCACCAUGGACAAGGCUCUGUAG